Messenger RNA from Ostrea edulis (European flat oyster), 1809 nucleotides. RefSeq names its product neuropeptide Y receptor type 2-like. Gene Ontology annotation, molecular function: neuropeptide Y receptor activity. Gene Ontology annotation, cellular component: membrane. Lineage: Eukaryota; Metazoa; Mollusca; Bivalvia; Ostreida; Ostreidae. The transcript is spliced from 3 exons. The coding region runs from base 698 to 1723 and encodes 341 amino acids. The record is from RefSeq and is a predicted model, not a curated record. Gene Ontology annotation, biological process: G protein-coupled receptor signaling pathway.
CACCCCCCCCCCCCAAUGGCAGGGGGUUCCCCCCUCCCAUACCCCUCCUUUCCGGCCUCAAAACACCCCACAGAAAGGUCUAGAUCCGCCACUGUUGUGAGCCUGCAAAUUAAGUUGUAGGACAUACAUGUAAAUAAAAUAGAAAAACCUACACAGUUUAAUUUCUUUUUAGAUUGCGAUACUUUUGUAACUCUAUUCAAUAUUACAUGUAUUUUAUCAUAAUCACAUGUUUUUGCUAAUUCAGGAAGUUUCCAUGGUGAAGUCGUGGUUUUGGUUUAAUUUGACGCCCUUGUACAUCCGAUGUAUAAAACCAAGUCUGUGGAGAUUAUCUUUAGUAACCUUUGUAAAUUUUUGUAGAGUUUGAAGGUAAUUUUCUGAAUAACAAUAAAUUAAUCUAAAGGUAAUUAUUUACACUAAGCAUACAUAUGGAUUCAAGGAUUAAAUAUUAACCUCGUAAACCUUUACUUUAUUAGCUCAAAUAAUAAUGCCUUCGGACAAUAUUUAUAAGACAGUCAUAUUCCAAAAUCAAUGGAUCAUUUGUGGAAAUGAGAUUGUAUUCGCUGUUUGUUCCAUCACCACAGUUACCGCUACACGGCCGCAGUGACAGGAGCGAGUAAUGGAAGCUGACUCGCUCCUCCUCUACUUCUGAUAAUUUUUGAAAAGUGAAUUGUAAAUUUUUGAAAAUAAUAACCAAGACAUGGAUUUAUCGUUUAUUGACCCCAAGACCAAUGAAUCUGUUUUUACUUUCUUUUCGGAAUUCAACAGAACUUGGUCAGGACAAUCCGGAAUAGAAGCUACAAUACUCAUUAUCAUCCUCGUCGUAGCGGUGGCAGGCAAUACAAUGGUAGUGUGGGCAGUUUUCAAAAACAAGAAGAUGAGACGACCAACAAAUUAUUUUAUUGUGAAUCUUGCAGUUGCUGAUCUGCUAUUCGCAGCUUGGAUUCCAUUUAUUCUCAUCACACGGAUAACCCACCAGUGGGUAUUCGGUCACGCAAUUUGUAAACUGGUGACCUACGUACAAUUUGUCUGCGGAACCAGUUCUAUUUUAACGAUGAUGAUGAUCAGCAUAGAGAGACAUAAUUAUGUUUGUUCACUCCCCGACAAAAGAAUCACACUGAAUAUCUCUGUAAUUCUUAUAGUCAUUAUCUGGAUUUUCUCGGUGGCUUUUCCGGUACCCGUUGCCAUUGCUCAAUCAGAGAUGACUUUCAGACUCAAUAACUUAACCUACACAUUCUGCGGUUUGUCGUGGCCAGAAUCGUUUCACGUCAACAUUUAUCUCGGGUGUAUGGUGUGUUUAUUUUUUGUUCUACCUCUUGCCGUCAUUUUAUACAAUUACAUCAAAAUUUUCAGAGUCAUGAAAUCUGCCUCUACCCGAACAAGAAAUGUGCGAGCGGACAAGCGGGCCGAAAAACAAGUGCGCCUGACUAAAAUGUUCAUAGCCAUAGUGUGCAUUUUUGUUCUGAUGUGGUUGCCGUUUUUUGUCGUCAGUUUUCUGGCUGUCUACCUCAAACAAAUAACAUCCACCCAAUUCACGGUCACCAUCAUCCUCGCAUCGGCCAAUACAAGCCAGAACCCCUUCAUAUACGGGUUCUUUAACACAAAGUUUCAGCGCGAAUUUCGAAAUAUGUGCAGUUGUUUUAUUGAGCAUUAUGAUUCGUCCACCACGUACAAAAUUGACCGGGACGAUGGUACUAUCAAUGGAACUUUUUCAAGUUCUAAGUAGUCAGAGCAUUGUUCCCGUUUAUAUUAUUAAAGUAUUCGAUUCUGUGCCACGAGCUGUACGAUGUAAAUAAAUGCAGGUACAAUGUA